AUUGUCAUAUAAUAUAAGAAGUGCAUAUACAGUACUGUUGUUGUCUGCUAGAUUAGUACCUUGGCUGAUGUGUUCAUGAAGUAUUAGCAUAUCUUGAGGACAAAGAAAUUAUUCCCUCUGUAUGCACCAAGAAGAAAACUCCGGCAGAAGUAAACAAAAAAGGGAUUUAUUCUCUUUCAAAAGGAAAACCCAGAGGAAACCUUUUCGCCUAGCUUCUAAAUGCCCCUUUCAUCAUGUAUAAGAUAAGCAAAGAGAGGCCCUCAUUUGGCCAAGAAACUUGAUAACAUUUCCUUUACUUGAAACCUUCAAAAGAAAACAAAGAAGCAUAAAAUCUCCAAUGGAAACCAAGCUUGUAGCAAACAAUGAGCAGUGUUACGAGGACUUCGAACCGUUUUGCCGGUGGAAGAAAGAGGAAGGACUUGACAUUCUUGAGGUUCAUCUACCAGGUUUCAAAAGACAAGAUGUCAGAGUUCAAAUCAACAACAAGGGCAUCCUAACCAUUAGUGGAAAGCAAUCUAUGGAAGAAGAAACUGCAUCUCCACCCAGCCGCUUCCUCAAAGAGAUCAAAAUUUCUACAAAUUGUGAUACGAGUGGAAUCCGUGCUAAGUUUUCGCAUGGAAUUCUUUCCAUUUCUAUGCCUAAGAAAGUGCCAAACCUUUCAACACAAUUAUCAGGCAGCGGAGACAAGAUUAAGGCCGCUGAAACUGCUACAUGGUCGUCAAUUAAUUACUAUUUACGUGGUUUAAGAAGCAAAGUUUUAAGCAAGGAGAUGGUUCUGAAGAUGGCGGGGGUCGCUCUGGCAAUGGCUCUUGGAGGUUAUGCAAUAUAUAGAUAUCCAAAGUCAGCUUGUGUCCAAAACUGAAUUAACAUACGCUGUACAUCAUUUUCAGAUCAAAUUUCACUUCUUUGAUUAUUUUUCAAGUUGGCUGUUUUUAUUUAUUUAUAAUUUAUAAGUUUAUUAGUUUGGUUUUUAGUGCUGCUGUUGCCAAUUCUAU
Prunus avium (sweet cherry) is the source of this 995-nucleotide messenger RNA. RefSeq names its product 17.7 kDa class I heat shock protein-like. Gene Ontology annotation, biological process: cellular response to heat. Lineage: Eukaryota; Viridiplantae; Streptophyta; Magnoliopsida; Rosales; Rosaceae. The record is from RefSeq and is a predicted model, not a curated record.